This is a messenger RNA of Ylistrum balloti, 1761 nucleotides long. RefSeq names its product tetratricopeptide repeat protein 29-like. The transcript is spliced from 9 exons. The record is from RefSeq and is a predicted model, not a curated record. NCBI's taxonomy places the organism in Eukaryota, Metazoa, Mollusca, Bivalvia, Pectinida, Pectinidae. Bases 1 to 1548 code for a protein of 515 amino acids. Gene Ontology annotation, molecular function: protein binding.
AUGUUUGUUUCAGUGAGGGCCACCAUGGCGGCCACUCUGCCGCCGAUCAAUGGGUCUGCAGGGAGCAGGAAAGGGCAGAAUGUACAGCACUUCAUGCCCUCCCCUCCCAAAGGACCACCUAGUGGAAAGAAACUUAAACCACUUCGUAAAGUUCCUGGGACCCCAGACAGAGAUAUAUUUGUCAAACAUGAUAUACUUCGACAACAACAACCCGAUCUUUCCAAAAGGCAAACAGCCAGCUACAGGAAUACAUACAAGCAUAAUCUGUGUUUGGACAUGCUCCAAGAAGGUUAUCAUAAAUCAUUUAGUGAACUUUUUGCAUUAAUAAAACAGCAAGAGGAAGAGCGCCUUGAGAGAGGCCCAGAAUCUCUCAUGUGGACAAUGACUUUGUUAAAAGAUCAACAUGCAAAACUGGACAUGUUAAAAGUGCAUUUAACUAAAGCAGAGGAAGCUUAUAGAAAAGGUGACUUUGCUGAAGUGUACAGAAACAGGUACGAGUUAGCCCGGUAUUUUCAGUCAAUGAGGGAUGAUAAAUGGCUAGCAGAUCACUUCUUCACAACUUGUUUACAAACAAGUAUGGAGGUCAAAGGUGACCAUGGAAAGAUGCAGGCCCAAGGUCACUACAAUGUAGGGGUGUCCUAUGAAGAGAAUGGUGACAAUUACGAGGCUGUGGAUCAUUUUGAAGCCUACUAUAAAUUAGCUGUGGAUCACAAGGAGUGGAUCACUGCAGAUGAUGUAACUUUCCACACAGAUGCCUGUAUCAACCUAUGGAGAAUCUACACUACCAUUGGCUUGAUCCUGGAGCGACAAGAGGAGCUAGAAAAGGCACUGGACUUCCUCACGAAGGCUCUUAACAUGGCCAAGGAAUGUAAUGACAAGUCCCUUGAAGGACAAGCAUCAUACACACUUGGGCUGUCACAUGAGAAAUGUGGUGAUGGCAAAUCUGCACUUGUGCACCUGAAUAACUUCUUAGAUGUAUGCAAUGAAUCAGGUGACAGUGAGGGUAUAGGAAAGGCUUGUGAUGCUAUCUCCAAAGCCUAUGCCAGUCAAGGUAAGCUUGAGGAGAGCAUUGAAUACCUAAGAAAGUUUGUGGAGGUUACAGAACAGAGUGGGGAAGAAAUAGCUUUCAGUAAGGCUUGUCACAACCUGGGAAAUAUCCUGAAUUCUUUGGGUCGUUAUGAGGAGGCAACAGAUUACUUCAGCAAAGCCUACAAUAUUUCCCGAACGCUCUCUGACAAGGAGGCCAUCAACACCAAUCGUGUACAGUUUGGUAUUGCCAUGGCACACAGAAUGAUGUCAGGCUUCCAUGGUCACGUCGUCCUUGAACACAGAAAUGCCCUGGAACGCAUGAUUGAGUGGAAGAGUGCAAGAACAGAUGAUUUUGAGAAACCAUUCCCUGAACCAAAAGAGGAAGAGCCGCCAAAGCCCCCCUCACCAGCCCCUCCUGCACCAGUGGAGGCUGAAACAACACAGGAUGAGGAUGCCACCAAAGAGACAGAACAAAAGGACAAUACCAUGACUGAAGAUUCAGGCACUCUGGACAGUUGAAAAGCUCCAAGGCUGUGUGACCACACCUAUUUACUGAACCACGCCCACCAUGAUACAGUAAAUCAUCUACAAGGGUUACAACCUUGAGAACUUUUUGUAUUUUACUAAACGAAUUACAGGCCAUUCCUUAUUUAGAAGAUGCAUGCUUUGUUGGAAAGUUGAUAGUUUAUUUUGGGGUGGUCUAAGUAAGAUGGUGUAAGACAUCUUUCUUAA